This is a messenger RNA of Arabis nemorensis, 1086 nucleotides long. NCBI's taxonomy places the organism in Eukaryota, Viridiplantae, Streptophyta, Magnoliopsida, Brassicales, Brassicaceae. The record is from the annotation of a GenBank genome assembly.
AUGACAGAGAGAAUUAAAGCAAUUUCGUGGUUUUCCUGGAGAAGAAGCAAACUUGAAGCUCCGUCGGAGAAAACCAGAUCGGAACUUGAGCGAUUUUCAAAUCUUCUUCACCGGAGAGAAAUCAGAGUACUUGUAGUAGCGAAGGUUGAUUCUCCGACCAUGGAUGUGAUAAAGACGCAACAGAUAUCAACAAGGACGAUCGAGAAGGUUGUUGUUCAUCCACUCGUCUUGCUUAGUAUCGUCGACCAUUACAAUCGCGUCGCUAAGGACUCGCGUAAGCGUGUCGUCGGAGUUCUUCUCGGGAGCAGCUCUCGCGGUACCGUUGACGUCACCAACAGCUACGCAGUGCCAUUCGAGGAGGAUGACAAAGACCCAAGCAUCUGGUUUCUGGAUCACAACUACCAUGAGUCAAUGUUUCACAUGUUCAAGAGAAUCAAUGCGAAGGAGCAUGUUGUAGGUUGGUACAGCACAGGCCCUAAACUUCGAGAGAAUGACUUGGACGUUCACGCAUUGUUCAGUGGCUAUGUCCCAAACCCAGUGUUGGUCAUAAUUGAUGUUCAGCCUAAAGAACUUGGAAUCCCCACAAAAGCUUACUAUGCUGUGGAGGAGGUCAAGGAGAAUGCUACUCAGAAAAGUCAGAAAGUCUUCGUUCAUGUUUCUACAGAAAUUGCUGCUCAUGAAGUCGAGGAAAUCGGCGUGGAACAUUUGCUCAGGGAUGUGAAAGACACAACAAUCAGUACCCUGGCGACUGAGGUUACUGCAAAGCUUACUGCUUUGAAGGGGCUGGAUGCACGUCUUCGGGAGAUCCGGAGUUACCUUGACCUUGUAAUCGAAGGAAAGCUCCCUCUAAACCAUGAGAUUUUGUACCAUCUGCAGGAUGUUUUCAACUUGCUUCCUAACCUGAAUGUGAGCGAAUUGGUCAAGGCCUUCUCAGUGAAAACAAAUGACAUGAUGCUCGUUAUCUAUCUAUCAUCCCUCAUCCGGAGUGUAAUUGCGCUCCACAACUUGAUCAACAACAAGUUGCUGAACAAGGAACAUGAAAAAACUGAAGACUCAAAGCCCGUGGCCAUACCCACCACCAGCUAA